GGUUUGGCGCCGGUUGUGUCGUUCAUUAACAUUCGCCCAUAGCUCUUUAUUGUUGUCAACUUGUGUCAAAUUAUAACUCAAACAUGCAUUUUUUCUUCGUUGGUCACACGAGCCUGGAACGAUGGCCUGAAGCCUUCCAUUAGAAAAUUUAAGUUUCAUCAUUUUGUCGUAAAAUUAGCUGUCGUAAUUCCUCUACAUGGGCAUGGCACCUCCAGGAAACAGCUUUGGAGAGAGCAUCCAGGAGUAUGAAGUCACAGCCCUUAUUGGUAAGGGUGGAUUUGCCAGCGUUUACCGAGGGAGGUGCUGCAAAACUGGACUUGAUGUAGCUAUCAAAAUGAUCGACAAGAAAAAUAUGAAAGCACAAGGAAUGGUUGAUCGUGUUCGACAAGAGGUGCAAAUUCAUUCUCGGCUAAAACAUCCUUCAGUCUUGGAAUUGUAUACAUUUUUUGAAGAUGAUAAUUAUGUGUACCUUGUUUUGGAGCUGUGUUUGGGUGGUGAACUACAACGGCAUAUCAGAUCUCUAUCCCAUCCUUUAUCAGAAGAGAAAGUUAGUCAGAUUAUACGUCAAGUAACACAAGGACUCUUGUACCUGCAUUCACAUCGAAUUCUCCACAGAGACCUCACAUUGGCCAAUCUGCUACUUGUAGACGAUAUGAGUGAAAUGAGAGUAAAAAUAGCUGAUUUUGGCCUUGCAACGCAAUUAAAACGGCUCGAGGACAAACAUAUGACUAUGUGUGGGACGCCUAACUAUAUAUCACCAGAGGUAGCCACAAAAUCAGCUCAUGGCCUAGAAGCUGACGUGUGGGGCUUGGGAUGCAUGAUUUAUACUCUGCUAGUUGGAAGACCCCCAUUUGAUACUGAUGAAAUCAAGAGCACUCUCACCAGAGUUGUCAUGGCCAACUACAAGAUUCCUGAUCACGUUUCUUCAGAGGCAAGAGACUUGAUCCAGUGUCUUCUUAAGAAGAACCCAAAGGAAAGGAUGAAACUUCAUGAUGUUCUUGACCAUCCUUUCUUAAGGAAAAGCUUGGUCAAGGAAAAUAGCAGUGAGAGAUGGCUAGGUGAAGACAGCGGCCUUUGCACCAUGUCAAGUCGGACAGACCGGCCAGGAAGCAGUGUUCAGUCAUCCCACCAUAUCAUUCAAUCAGCUGCAAAGCAGAACUACAGCCAACCAAUCAUGAGCCAGUUUUCUUUGAACAGAUGUGGAAAUAUGUCAGAAAAUCAUAUGUCAUGGGGUGGUCCCUGUGGAAAUUUGGCUCAUUCAAGCAGACAUCAACAUCCUAACCCUGCUCUUGUUGAUCUACAACGAUCCCUGGUCCACACUGGAUCGUGCCACAGCCAAAACAGUUUUUGCAGCCAUUCCUCAUCGCAGCCAGUACACAGUGUUGCAGUUGUAGAUCCCAGACCAUGCAUUUCCCAUGCUGUGCCUGUACUUGGACAAAAUUGUAAUGCUGGGAAUAAUCCAACUCAUUCCUACUACCAAACACACACAAGCAACCCUCAGAAGUCUUCAGGCACAGGUUGUGAGUUUGAAACAAGGAGUUCGGAAUGGUCCAUGGAUUGUCAUCCAAGAGCUGCGGACAUGCCAGAGGCAACCAGUGCAGCAUUUCCAAAUGAAGCAAAGAAAAAUUUACCGCCUCCACUCAAUACCACGCGUCUUCAACCAGUGAGGCACCAGACGAAAAAAGCAGUUCUCACAAUUUUAGAGACCGGAGAAGUGGUUGUGGAAUUUCUGAGAAAAGGCUUGACCUCAGAAAAAGUCAUGGACGUCUGCCGAAUAUCUGGAGACGGUCUGAGGGUCAUCUUAUACCGACCAAACAAAGGCAAAGGAGUCGAAGUAUGCGACCAGCCAGCAACCUUGCCAUCGAAUGGCGCGGAUCACAUUUUCAGCUAUGACAAUCUACCUGAAAAAUACUUCACCAAGUAUAUCUACGCAUCAAGAUUUGUGGAUUUGGUGAAAGCUGUGACACCCAAAGUUACUUUGUUUAGUGAUAGGGCAAAGUGUGUACUGAUGGAAAACCAACCCCUGCCAAACUUUGAAACCAACUUCCUUGGAGGUCAAAAAGUAUCGAGAACAGCAGGAAUUUGGAAAAUUACAACAGAUAGUAGUUCCCAUGUUGAAGUAGAUCCUGGUGAUUCUGGCUCACUGUCUCCUUCGCAGCAAAUACUAUGGAAUCAUGCUUAUCAGUGUUUAAAGCAUUGCGAGCUGGUGGAGAGAACUUUGCAAGAUGUUGCAUCCAGCGGAAUGAAAUGCUUCCCAGUCAUUAUUGGCAAACGACCCGUGAUAUCCAACGCCCUCCAAGCAAACAAGGAAAACCAACCCACUGUAAUUACGCCUCCCAGUAAGCCCCACUUAUCGAUGCUCGACAAAGGUUUUAACAGUGCAGCAGUGAUCAAAACUACGCAGCUCGCCAGAAAUCAACACAAUGUCCAGGUAGUGAGAUCAGCCUAUAUCCCAGGAGUAGGUGUUGCGAAUCAGUUGUCCAAUGGCGAAGUCCAAGUCCAGUACAGUGACGGGUCAAUUUUGACCGUGGACUCAUCGAAGGGAACCACUUCCUUUGUUACAUCAGCAGGGGAUCAGCAAGUUUUUGAAAACAGAAACAAUCUCCCCAUUUGGCUGCAGGUGAAGCUCACCAGUUUUCCAUCAGUCAUCCAGCACUUGCUGUCAUCAAAAAAUACUUCUACUUGCUCUCAAAGUAUCAGUUGAUAGUGGCAUAAGAGUUGUGAUUUUGCACAGUGAAUUCUAUACUUGAAUUUAUUCUAUGUUGAACACGUAUUUUAAAGCUUUACAACUGGUGACAAUUUGUUUGUGUGCAAUAUAAAGUUGGACAGAGAAGAUAUCAUAUUUAAAUGUGUCUGCAUUUGGUUAAACCUUUGCAAAAGUAUCUAAACUUAUCACUACUUCAUGAUGUGGUCAUUGAAACAAAUAUAGUAGUUUGAUGUAAUAAUAUUGAGGUUAUAUUUUUUGA
Messenger RNA from Cloeon dipterum, 2966 nucleotides. RefSeq names its product Sak kinase (gene SAK). The transcript is spliced from 15 exons. Gene Ontology annotation, molecular function: ATP binding; protein serine/threonine kinase activity; protein binding. Gene Ontology annotation, biological process: protein phosphorylation; mitotic spindle organization. The record is from RefSeq and is a predicted model, not a curated record. Gene Ontology annotation, cellular component: cytoplasm; nucleus; spindle pole. The coding region runs from base 197 to 2704 and encodes 835 amino acids. NCBI's taxonomy places the organism in Eukaryota, Metazoa, Arthropoda, Insecta, Ephemeroptera, Baetidae.